AUGGACCCCAGGGGGCCAGCCCCCAAGCCUUUCCAUCGGCCUGAGAAACCUGGUCGUGUCCGCCGUCGGAAGACCAGGCGGGAGCUUAACGAGGCCCUGGUGGGCAGUCGCCGGUCAUUGGCCCAUCAGGAUCCUGCUGUGGCCAGUCGGGAUCCACAUGUGGUCCUCCGGAAUUCUGUGGCGCCUGCUGACCCCAAGCACGUGGUCAUAACCCAGGGGCGCCUGAGCCGGGAGCACCGGGGUCUCUUCAACCACGAAGUGAAAUCUCUGGACGUGGCACGGCUGCUUAGCAGUGGGUCCCUAGAGUCAGGCACCCCUGCACUUCCCACCAAGUCCUCCCCAAGCCCAGGCAGGGCCCAAGAACCAGCCCCACCGUCAAGGGGCAAGGAAAACCAAGUGCCUGGAGCCUCGGGCCCAGUCCCCCCCAGUCCCCCCCAGCUCCCUGGCUUGGGGCAGCUGCUGGGGGAGCUGCAAUGCCAGCUGAUUCUGCCACAGGCCUUCCCCAGGAGGAACCUAGUACAAGAGUCCAGGGAUGCCAUUGUGGGCACUUUACAGGCCUGCCAUGGCUGCGUGCCUGACCUUACCCUGGUGCUCCGGGGCUGCCAGCCACACUUGCCAGGGACCAAGCCUAGGGGCCCUACGAGACAAAGGAUGACACCCUCCUGGAUCAACAGCCCUGAGGAGGCCCCAGGGGAGGGGAGGCAGAGGAGGCGAGAGGGGACAAAGGAGCUCACCUUUGCAGUGCCUCACACCUCCAGCACUCCUACUGUGUACCCGGUGAAACUGGCACCACCUAAAGAUCCCUGGCCACCCCCAUUGUCCUCGUUGCCUUCACCAUCUGGGGCACCCUGCGGCCCCCCAACAGCCUUUGAUCUGCUGAAAAGCAUCUGGCUGGUAGACACACCUCCCCCUCCCCGGCCUUGGGGGAUUGGCCCACCACAACCCCUGCCUCAGCCACCAUCACCCUUGUUGUCCCGAACCUCUGCCCUGGACUGGAGCCCCAGCCCCCCUGCCCCACUUCCCAGCCUCUCCUGGGUGGUGGCCCGGAGCAGCCCAGAGGCCUGGUGCUUUCCACCCAUGAGACUGUACUGA
Messenger RNA from Mesoplodon densirostris (Blainville's beaked whale), 1092 nucleotides. RefSeq names its product proline rich 19 (gene PRR19). The record is from RefSeq and is a predicted model, not a curated record. Lineage: Eukaryota; Metazoa; Chordata; Mammalia; Artiodactyla; Ziphiidae. The transcript is spliced from 2 exons. Bases 1 to 1092 code for a protein of 363 amino acids.